AUGUAUAAGGUUGGGUUCGAGUUCUGGAAGCAACUGUGCGCAGAGCAUGGGAUCAGCCCCGAGGGCAUUGUGGAGGAAUUCGCCACGGAGGGCACUGACCGCAAGGACGUCUUUUUCUAUCAGGCAGACGAUGAGCACUACAUCCCCAGGGCUGUGCUGCUGGACCUGGAGCCCCGGGUGAUCCACUCCAUCCUCAACUCCCCCUACGCCAAGCUCUACAACCCAGAGAACAUCUACCUGUCAGAGCACGGAGGAGGAGCUGGCAACAACUGGGCCAGUGGAUUCUCCCAGGGGGAGAAAAUCCAUGAAGAUAUUUUUGACAUCAUAGAUCGCGAAGCAGAUGGAAGUGACAGCCUAGAGGGCUUUGUGCUGUGUCACUCCAUCGCUGGGGGCACGGGUUCUGGCCUGGGCUCCUACCUCCUGGAGCGACUGAAUGACAGGUACCCCAAGAAGCUGGUGCAGACAUACUCAGUGUUCCCCAACCAGGACGAGAUGAGCGACGUGGUGGUCCAGCCCUACAACUCGCUGCUCACACUCAAGAGGCUGACCCAGAACGCAGACUGCGUGGUGGUGCUGGACAACACUGCCCUGAACCGGAUCGCCACAGACCGCCUGCACAUCCAGAACCCGUCCUUCUCCCAGAUCAAUCAGCUGGUGUCCACCAUCAUGUCAGCCAGCACCACCACCCUGCGCUACCCUGGCUACAUGAACAACGACCUCAUCGGCCUCAUCGCCUCACUCAUUCCCACGCCCCGGCUCCAUUUCCUCAUGACUGGUUACACGCCCCUCACCACGGACCAGUCGCCCGGCCGGGACCGGCAGACCAACCACUGCUACAUCGCCAUCCUCAACAUCAUUCAGGGGGAGGUGGAUCCCACUCAGGUCCACAAGAGCCUGCAGAGGAUCCGGGAACGGAAGCUGGCCAACUUCAUCCCCUGGGGCCCAGCCAGCAUCCAAGUGGCCCUGUCCAGGAAGUCUCCCUACCUGCCCUCUGCCCACCGGGUCAGUGGGCUCAUGAUGGCCAACCACACCAGCAUCUCCUCGCUGUUUGAAAGUUCCUGCCAGCAGUACGACAAGCUGCGGAAGCGGGAGGCCUUCCUGGAGCAGUUCCGAAAGGAGGACAUCUUCAAGGAGAACUUUGAUGAGCUGGACAGAUCCAGGGAGGUUGUGCAGGAGCUCAUCGAUGAGUACCAUGCAGCCACGCGGCCAGACUACAUCUCCUGGGGCACCCAGGAGCAGUGA
Messenger RNA from Myotis davidii, 1242 nucleotides. RefSeq names its product tubulin gamma-2 chain. Gene Ontology annotation, biological process: microtubule nucleation; mitotic sister chromatid segregation; mitotic cell cycle. The record is from RefSeq and is a predicted model, not a curated record. NCBI's taxonomy places the organism in Eukaryota, Metazoa, Chordata, Mammalia, Chiroptera, Vespertilionidae. Bases 1 to 1242 code for a protein of 413 amino acids. The transcript has 11 exons. Gene Ontology annotation, molecular function: GTP binding; structural constituent of cytoskeleton. Gene Ontology annotation, cellular component: cytoplasm; gamma-tubulin complex; microtubule.